Molecule: messenger RNA, 1471 nt
Organism: Phyllostomus hastatus (greater spear-nosed bat)
Lineage: Eukaryota; Metazoa; Chordata; Mammalia; Chiroptera; Phyllostomidae
Gene: HEXIM2
Product: HEXIM P-TEFb complex subunit 2
Exons: 4
Coding region: 1-1083 (360 amino acids)
Biological process (GO): negative regulation of cyclin-dependent protein serine/threonine kinase activity; negative regulation of transcription by RNA polymerase II
Cellular component (GO): nucleus; nucleoplasm; cytoplasm
Molecular function (GO): 7SK snRNA binding; cyclin-dependent protein serine/threonine kinase inhibitor activity
Source: RefSeq, a predicted model, not a curated record
AUGAACUCUUUAAUUGAGCUUGGAAGGCGGAUUCCGAUUGUGCUUCCGCCAGCAGACGUUGACAAAACUGCCUUAUUGGCAGGCGAGCUGACCAAUCAAAACAGGCAGAGGAGACCGCGGGACAACUCCCGCUGCCUGAGCGGCUUGACCAGACAGCUGCUGCAACUGCAUGCAGCAAGAGGUGUCACUAGUGAAAGGCAUCUGCUGAGAGAUCUGGAGCCGAAGAAGGUGGGCACUGGGAAGCAGACCGACCGUCAUACCGAGUCAGCAGCAGCCCUGGAGGAGGCCAAGACCACUGGCUCGUCUGGGAGCCCAGAAACACCCCCUGAGCCUCAUGACCCUGGCAGUUCCCUGCCCCUGACACCCCAGAUGGAGAGUCACUCAGAGGAGGAAGAUCAUGGUGGCCCGGGCCAGAACGGUAGGGGUCCUGGGGCCCACAGCCCAAGGAGCUACUCAGUGGAGGCGGUGCUGAGCCGGAAGAAGCACCGCCGGCGGCCUUCCAAGCGCAAGCGGCACUGGCGGCCCUACCUGGAGCUGAGCUGGGCCGAGAAGCAACAGCGAGAUGAGAGGCAGAGCCAGAGGGCCUCCCGGGUCCGAGAGGAGAUGUUCGCCAAGGGCCAGCCUGUGGCGCCCUACAACACCACCCAGUUCCUGAUGGAUGACCGAGACCCCGAGGAGCCUGACCUGGAUGUGCCCCGGGGGGCCUCCCACCCAGGCUCCAGUGGGGAGAGUGAAGCUGGGGACAGCGACGGGCGGGGCCAAGUUCACGGCGAGUUCCAGCAGAGGGAUUUCUCCGAGGCCUACGAGCGCUACCACACGGAGAGCCUGCAGGGCCGCAGCAAGCAGGAGCUGGUGCAAGACUACCUGGACCUGGAGCGGAGGCUGUCCCAGGCCGAGGAGGAGACGAGGAGGCUGCAGCAGCUGCAGCGGUGCGCCAGCCGGCAGUCCUGUCGCCUGGUGGAGGAGCUGGCCGCCGAGGUCGAGAGGCUCCGGACGGAGAACCAGCGGCUUCGGCGGGAGAAUGAGAUGUGGCGCCGCGAGGGCAGCCUCGGCGGUGGUGGCGGCGGGGAGCCGGGCACCUAGGAGUCCCCCCCGGCCAGGGUUGCCCACGCGGACAGUUCCGUUUCCCACGCGCUCAGGCCGGCUGGGUCUCCGGGGCGGCGGGGGGCCAGUGUAAACCGCUGCGGGCACCCUGCACUCCCUGAGAACAGCCUGACUUCCACCUCGUCAUUUCCACAGUUUGUUCUUUGAUGUCAUCUUAUUUUUCACAAAGAAAAUAAAUGGUUUUGAUGAAAUCUGAUGUAAGUGGCUGGGAUUGAUUUCACGGGGGCUCUGAAGUUCAAAGCACCUUCAUUCCACAUAGGUUCGGGACGUGGGGCCCCAGGGCCCCCUUGCCCCAGGCCCCCAGGCCGGGGAGGACAGCAGGCGUCUGCGCUGGGGACCUGUCAAGAUCUCCAGGAUGCCCCUGGCC